AUGGCCCUGCGCCGCUCCCCGGGCGCCGCGGGCGCCGACUUCGACUUCGGCGGCUCCAAGAUCCUCGUCCUCUCCAGCCAGAUGCGGCCCGGCGCCGUCUACGACCAGGGCACGGGCUUCGUCCUCACGGACUACGCCCUGCGCAACCCGAGCGCCUGGGUCCCCAUCGUCUUCAACGAGGUCUUCUUCGUCAGCGCGCACCGCUUCUCCAUGGCCACGCUGCGCGCCUGCUGCGGCGGCGGCCACUUCGCGGGCUGCCGCGACAACUCCGCCAUCGUCGUCGGCCGCGUCAUCACGCCGGCGGCGGCCAACAACGUCUUCGCGAUCGUCGGCAUCGCCAAGGAGGGCCUCGGCUCGUCGGGCUCCGGGGCGCCCCACUACAUCGACGUCGACACGCGGGAGAAGACCAACGGCCUAGUGUCGUUAGGUCUUCUCUCGCGAGGCGCGGGCUUCACCACGAGCCAGCCCACGAACUACCGCCACCAGCUCUUCGGCUACCGCCAGAUCAUCGAGCUCACCGUCGCCUAG
This is a messenger RNA of Aureococcus anophagefferens, 528 nucleotides long. RefSeq lists its product as hypothetical. The record is from RefSeq and is a predicted model, not a curated record. NCBI's taxonomy places the organism in Eukaryota, Pelagophyceae, Pelagomonadales, Pelagomonadaceae. The transcript has a single exon. Bases 1 to 528 code for a protein of 175 amino acids.